Molecule: messenger RNA, 1781 nt
Organism: Coffea arabica (coffee)
Lineage: Eukaryota; Viridiplantae; Streptophyta; Magnoliopsida; Gentianales; Rubiaceae
Product: protein EXPRESSION OF TERPENOIDS 1
Biological process (GO): positive regulation of DNA-templated transcription
Cellular component (GO): nucleus
Molecular function (GO): DNA-binding transcription factor activity; DNA binding
Source: RefSeq, a predicted model, not a curated record
CUUUAAUGCUUCAAAGAAAGACAAGGAAUUCAAGUUAGCAGCAGCAAGUCCCCAACUCCAAGACUCAGAGAAGAAAACCGUCCUGCUUCCUUCCCUCCUUUCUCUCUCUCUUUCUCUUUCUUUCUUCUUUCUUUCUUUCUUCUCUCACCCCCGCCCUUAAAACAUUUUCCCUAAGCCUGUCCUGAAAACUGAAAAGCUGCAUUAAAAACAAAAGACACCCGCAAAACACACACACCCUUGCAACUUUACUACUACUACUACUACUGCUACUGCUACCACUUCCCACUUAUUCAAACCAACCUACUAGUCCGAACCCCAAAGAAUAAAAAGAAAGGGAAGAAAAGAACUUGAUGUUUCACAGCAUACCAAAUUCUUGUCUAGGGCGUAGAGGUUGAGUUGGGCUAUGGAUUUUUUUGGAGAAUUGAGGAGCAGGAGGGUAGAGUUAGCUGGUGGUGUCUUUCUCACUAGGGGUAGAAAAUGUCUGGGUUUUUUUCACUAGGUGGUGGGAAAGAGCAAGAGCAACAAGAGCAGCAAGAUACUACCAAUAAUAGCAGCUUCUAUCUGUUCAAGAACGAAGAGAUCUAUAACAAGGGUUUUGAGCUAUGGCAGCAAUACUACCAGUUGCAUCAACAAAGAAUACAUCAUCAUCAUCAUCAUCAAGUAGUUGGGCAGGAUGUGGAUUUCUCAGUGGGUCCCAGUAGGAGGAUCAUCAGUAGCGGUAGUGGUGGUAGUGGUAGUAUUGGUGAUGAUUCUUCCUAUAGAUCAGCAGGAUUUAGGGUGAUGAGGCACGGAGGAGGAGGAGGAACUGGUAGUGGCAGUAGUAGUGGUGGUGGUGGUGGUGCUACUAUGAAUUGCCAAGACUGUGGGAAUCAAGCUAAGAAAGACUGUCCACAUAUGAGGUGCAGAACUUGUUGUAAGAGCCGAGGGUUUCAGUGCCAAACUCACGUUAAGAGUACUUGGGUUCCUGCUGCCAAAAGGCGUGAAAGACAACAAGUCUCUGCUCUGCAAACUCAACAACAGCAGCAACAACAAAAUCAACAACAAUUGAGCCUGAUCAGAGGUGAUAACCCCAAAAGACUCAGAGAAAAUCCAGGCGGAGGAGGAGGGGGCUCUUCCUCUCUUGCUUGCACUCGUUUGCCUACUUCCACUUCAGGGUUAGACGUGGGUAACUUUCCGGCUGAAGUGAAUUAUCCCGCUUCAUUUAGGUGCGUAAGAGUGAGUGCAAUGGAUGAUGCAGAAGAACAGUACGCGUAUCAGACAGCUGUUAACAUAGGAGGUCACGUUUUCAAGGGAAUUCUCUACGAUCAAGGCCUUGAAAGCCGCUACGCUACUAGUGGAAGAGCUGGUGCUGGCGAAGCUUCCUCAGGCGGCGGUGGAGGUCAUGGUCAUCAUCAUGAUCAUGAUCCGCAACCACCACUCAAUCUUAUCGGGACAGCCGCCGCGGCCACCGCCAACGCUGCAGUCACCUCUACCAACCCUGCUCUCACUAUGCUUGACCCUUCCAUUUAUCCAACUCCACUAAGUGCUUUCAUGGCCGGUACGCAAUUCUUUCCACCACCAAGGUCUUAAAACGAAAAAAAAAGAAAACAAAGUGCUAACUGGUAGUUGAGGCUAAAGAGCUUUCCCUUCUUGACUGCAUUCAGUAUACAUUGAUCUGAUGUUGUUUUUCAUUAAGUGUAUUGACCAUUGACAUCCCCCAUCGAAGUAGUUGGGACAAAAAAAGGAAGAACAGAUGAGUAACAAAAAUGUACCAUGACAUUUCGGUUAUGUUGGUUUCCAUU